GCAAGGACCUGGCCCAGCACUUCGGGUACCUAUCGGCCCCCGAGGCCCUGCAGGGACUGCGGGGACGCAUCCAGCCAGGGGCCACGCUGAUCUGCGCCUGGGCUGAGGAGGGUGCUGAUGCCUUGGGGCCCGACGGGGAACUGGUGCACUCGGACGCCUUCCCCCCAGAGACCCUCGUGGACACGCUGGGGGCUGGGGACACCUUCAAUGCCGCCGUCAUCUUUGCGCUCGCAGAAGGGAGGACCCUGCAGGACGCCCUCACCUUCGGCUGCCGGAUCGCGGGCAGGAAAUGUGGGAUCCAGGGCUUCGAUGGCAUUGUCUGAGCUUGUGCCUGGAGACCUCUGCACCCCCAAGGCACACCACAUCUCCACUGCACCCAGCAACCCCCCAGUAAAACCCCCCCGUGCGCCA
Molecule: messenger RNA, 411 nt
Organism: Cyanistes caeruleus (blue tit)
Lineage: Eukaryota; Metazoa; Chordata; Aves; Passeriformes; Paridae
Source: RefSeq, a predicted model, not a curated record